AUGCUGUGCAAUGGCCAAGAGCCUUAUCCUGGAAUGAGCCCUGGCGAGACUUUUGUCAAGGUGAAUUUAAUUUUUUUUUUGGACUUUUAGGAAAGAUUAUAAGACAGAUUGACAUCGACGUAUACUGUAAUUUUCAGGUCAAAGAUGAGCAGUAUCGCAUGACUUUACCGCCUUGCACUCCACCUGAAAUGGUCAACUUCAUUACGCAGAAAUGUUGGGCCGAAAACCCGAAUGAUCGCUAUUCUAUGCAGGAGUUGGCCCAUAAGUUGGAAUUGUGGUGGAAAGUCCCUCGUGCACCCGCGCCCAGCAAGAUCUCCGAAGUUUUCACCCAGAGGCCUUUGAAGAAGAAGAAGAACAAAAAGGGAUAA
Messenger RNA from Bursaphelenchus xylophilus (pine wood nematode), 368 nucleotides. NCBI's taxonomy places the organism in Eukaryota, Metazoa, Nematoda, Chromadorea, Rhabditida, Aphelenchoididae. The record is from the annotation of a GenBank genome assembly.